GUCGUCGCUUUUCUCAGGAAUGGCCAGGUAAUGGUGAAUUACAAAAAUACAAACAGGUGAAGCAGCAGCCAGCAGCGUGUUUCGCGUUUUGUGUUGUGUUCGAGUUAAAUAUUUCGUUUCGUCAAUUAUACUGGGGAUAAACUUUAAAAAUGUUGAUUUUUCUUUCGAGACAUUUGGUUUAUAAUCUGGAUUUGAUUGACAAGCGGAAGUUAUUUUAAUUUGGAACAGUAAAUGGCUGGAACCCCUCAACAAUUGAUCGGCGCCCAUGUUCGUCCCCCCAGCCCCCCCUUGAUCCCGCAGCGUCGUCCUCCACCUCCUUUUAUACACGCACCUCCCCAAUCAAUUAGAAAUAUAUUGACAACGAACCUUAACGUACGAUUCAAGAUACCAAGUAACCAAAGCCGUUUUUAAACAUUUAAAAAUCAUUGUUAAAUUAUUUUCUAAUAUUUAAGCAAAGUUAGUUAUCGUUGUAUAAACAUUUGUAUUUAUUUUUGUUACACUGAAGACUUCUACCUCUGCAUUUUAUAAUAUUUAUAUUUAAGUUUUUGUACGUAUUAAAUCGCCGUUUUUUACUAAACGUUUUUACUUACAUUUUUAGAUAGUUAGUUAGUUACCUGGACCCAAAAGAAGUGGCCUUAUUUAUAGAAAAAUAUAUCGUCUCUUUUAAAGUGCCUUUAUACAAUUUAGAAUAAGAAACGGACAGGUUCCAUUUAGGUUAUAUUUUAACGCAUAGACUUAGCUCUACAAUUUACCUUUCCUUUUCCACUUUUUUCCUAUAACAUGGGCGAGAGAAGAUCCUUCAGAGCCUCUAGGAGAUCUCAAUUAGUUGAUAAUCAACGAAGAAUCCAUGCCAAUGAUCGAGUGUUUAACGGCCAGUUUAGAUAUGCUAGCAACUUCAUAAAAACAUCAAAAUACUCCAUCUUGACAUUUUUACCAUUAAACUUAUUCGAACAGUUCCAAAGGCUUGCCAACUUCUACUUUUUGUGCCUUCUUGUACUGCAGCUCAUUCCGGCCAUUAGCAGCUUAACCCCAGUCACCACAGCGUUACCCCUAAUUGGUGUACUAGGACUCACUGCUAUCAAAGAUGCCUAUGAUGAUAUACAACGUCAUAUUUCGGAUUCUCAUGUUAACAACAGAAAAUCAAAAGUUGUCCGAAAUGGGAAGCUGGUCCAAGAAAAAUGGUCAGCUGUUCAAGUCGGAGAUAUCAUCCGUAUGGACAAUAAUACCUUCGUAGCGGCCGAUCUCUUACUUCUCACGUCCAGCGAGCCCAAUGGACUGUGUUACAUAGAAACAUCAGAGCUAGAUGGGGAAACCAACUUAAAAUGUCGCCAGUGCCUAGUAGAAACAGCAGAGAUGGGCCAAGAUGAUGCACUUAUCAGCGAAUUCGACGGCGAGAUAGUGUGCGAGCAACCAAACAAUUUACUUAACAAAUUCGAAGGUGUAUUAAUAUGGAAGGGAAAGACCUAUUCUUUAGACAACGAUAAGAUAAUUUUAAGAGGCUGCGUUUUAAGGAACACCGCUUGGUGUUAUGGGGUGGUCAUCUUUGCGGGCAAAGACACCAAACUCAUGCAGAACAGCGGGAAGAGCAAGUUUAAGCGGACGAGUAUUGACCGACUGCUUAACUUUUUAAUUAUAGGGAUAGUAUUUUUUCUAUUAUCGAUGUGCCUUUUCUGCAUGGUGGCCUGCGGCAUCUGGGAGUCGCUUGUGGGCCGCUACUUCCAGACCUUCCUACCUUGGGAUACGCUGGUUCCUUCAGAGCCGUUAGGAGGAGCCACAAUCAUAGCUCUGCUUGUAUUUUUUUCAUACGCAAUAGUACUAAACACGGUAGUGCCGAUUUCGUUGUACGUUUCCGUAGAAGUGAUUCGGUUCGUCCAAAGUUUCUUAAUCAAUUGGGACGAGCAGAUGUACUAUAAAAAAUAUAAUGCAUAUGCUAAGGCGCGCACCACAACGUUAAAUGAAGAAUUAGGUCAAAUCGAGUAUAUAUUCUCCGAUAAAACCGGUACCUUAACGCAAAACAUAAUGACGUUUAACAAAUGCUCGAUAGGGGGCGCGUGUUACGGUGACAUAAUAGACCCCCAUUCGGGAGACGUGAUAGAAAUAACGGACGACACGGAGCCCGUUGACUUUUCUUUCAAUGCCAACUAUGAGCCAGAAUUUCGGUUUUACGACCAGCAGCUCCUCGAAGCAGUGAGACGGAGGGACAAGGAUUGUUUUCAGUUUUUUCGGCUACUGGCCCUGUGCCAUACUGUUAUGUCAGAGCAAUCUGACGGAAAAUUAGAAUACCAAGCCCAGUCUCCCGAUGAAGCCGCUCUGGUAUCUGCUGCCAGGAAUUUCGGUUUUGUUUUUAAAGAAAGAACGCCUAACAGUAUUACAAUAGAAGUAAUGGGAACUAAAGAAGUAUACGAGCUGUUGUGCAUUUUAGAUUUUAACAACAUCCGUAAAAGAAUGUCUGUGAUUUUAAGGAAGGAUGGUAAACUGACUUUGUAUUGUAAAGGGGCUGACAACGUAAUAUACGAAAGGUUAAAACAAGGCCAAGAAGAAAUUAAAGUUAGGACGCAGGACCAUUUAAACAAAUUUGCAGGCGAAGGCCUAAGAACUCUGUGUCUCGCCUACUGCGACCUCGAAGAAAAUUUUUUUAAUGACUGGAAACAGCGACACCAAGAAGCUGCGAUAGCCUUGGAGGGUCGGGACGAAAAACUGGAUUCCAUCUAUGAAGAAAUCGAAAGGGAUUUACUACUCAUUGGAGCGACUGCUAUAGAGGACAAGCUACAAGAUGGAGUACCAGGCACCAUUUCUAAUUUAAUUAUGGCAGGGAUUAAGAUCUGGGUGCUCACGGGUGAUAAACAAGAGACAGCAAUUAACAUCGGCUACAGCUGUCAGCUACUGACAGACGAACUGGUGGACGUUUUUAUCGUGGACGCAUCCUCGUACGACGAAGUCAAGCAGCAACUGCUAAAGUUCCGAGACAAUAUCAAGAUAGUGAACACCUACAAGCCAGUUCCCCCUGCCACUUUGGAAACCGAGAUUAGAGACGGGAGCACUUUCAGGUCGAGUAACGAGAACGGAGUUAACCAGGGUACGAAUGGCACAAACAGGGGAAACAGCAACGUGUCGUCUGUGCAGAACGUCGGAUCCGGACCACCGGCGGUCAGCGUCGUAACGUUCAGGUGGGCGGAGCAUCCGGAUGAUACAAUGACAUGCGCGAGAGCAAGUACCGAACUCGAGUAUCUCGGAGGAAUAGAGGAAAGCCACGUAGAAGAAACCUCUGCGGGUUUUGCGAUCGUCGUGAACGGCCACUCCUUAGUACACUGCCUCCAUCCCCAAUUGGAGAGACUCUUUCUCGAUGUUGUGAUGCAAUGCAAGUCUGUGAUAUGUUGCCGUGUUACUCCGCUUCAAAAGGCGUUAGUCGUAGAGUUAGUGAAGAAGAGCAAGCACGCCGUCACUUUGGCUAUUGGAGAUGGGGCUAAUGACGUUUCCAUGAUCAAGGCGGCCCACAUAGGAGUAGGUAUUUCGGGCGAAGAGGGAAUGCAAGCAGUUUUAGCAUCGGACUACUCUAUUGCGCAAUUCAGGUUUCUCGAACGUCUUUUGUUAGUUCACGGACGGUGGUCGUACUAUAGAAUGUGCGCCUUUUUACGUUAUUUUUUUAACAAGAAUUUUGCCUUUACGCUCUGUCAUUUUUGGUAUGCUUUCUUCUGUGGAUUUAGUGCACAAACAGUAUUCGAUCCGAUGUACAUAUCUAUUUAUAAUCUUUUCUACACCUCUCUACCCGUAUUAGCUUUAGGGAUCUUCGAUCAAGAUGUAAAUGACAAAAAUUCGAUAGCGUAUCCGCAGCUUUACCGACCGGGACACCUUAACUUAUUUUUUAACAAAAAGGAGUUCUUUCGGAGUGCAUUGCAGGGUUGCUUUGUCUCCAUCGCAUUGUUUUUUAUUGCUUUUGGCACUUAUUAUGAUGCAGUAGCACCCAACGGACAAGGUCUCUCAGACUACAUGUUGUUUUGUAGUAUCACUGCGGCAAUUUUGGUCAUCGUAAAUACUGCUCAGAUCGCCAUGGAUACUCAAUAUUGGACCGUCUUUAAUCACGUGAUGAUCUGGGGCUCUCUAGCAUUUUACUUCAUAGCUGACAACUUUUAUAACUACGUGUGUAGCGGACCUUACGUCGGCUCCUUGACCAAAGCGAUGGCGGGAGCCAAUUUUUGGUUUACUACUGUCCUGGUUGUGAUCAUUUGUGUGUUGCCAGUUUUGGCGUAUCGCUUUUAUUUCGUAGACGUGUUCCCAACGCUCUCUGACCGAGUGAGGCUGAAGCAAAGACUGGCUCAAGUUCGUUCCAGACAAAGCCAGGACGUACUUCGAACACCAUCCGCACGUCGUGCCCGUCGUUCAAUACGCUCGGGUUACGCAUUCGCGCAUCAAGAAGGCUUCGGCCGCCUCAUCACCUCUGGAAAGAUCAUGCGGAAAUUGCCAAACACCGAGUUUCACAUACCGAACCUCAUGAACAAAUUAAACAUCAGCAACUCAAUAAAAGAGAACCGAAACCAAGGAAACACCUCGCAAAACGGGAGUGGAAGCAGCACGAGCGGCGGCAGGGCUCCUAUACAAGAUUUAGACACAAUCAAUUUGUGAUAAUAGUGGAAAAUUUCUUGAUUGGUUAUUUCAUGCAAAUAUUGGGCUUCAUGGUUCUGCAUUUGUGCAAACACGUACUUAUUGUCAGGUGUAAAGAAUAACAGGAUACCUUAUAGUAGGUGCAUAAGGCCCAAAGAGUGAUUUAUGGCAGGGUGAGUGACAAAUAAUAGUGUGGUACAAUAAGGUCGAUCAUAAACUUGUAACAUUUAAUCACUUGUUAGAAUAAAUAUACAAACUAAGAUCUCGACCGCUGUUGAUAAUGCCAAUUAUCGUAAAAAUUAUACAUUGAAAUUACGCUUGUUAGAUCUAACGUGAAUGCUUAACCUAGCUAAAAUCUUAUUUAUCAGGUGAUUAAAAAACCGCCCUUCUUAAAACUCUGAGGUUAAAUGAAGUUUACCACAAUCGUUAAGUAUGGAAAGUUUUUGAUUAACUAGCACGAUUUUUUUUUUGUAUUGCUAGCGAUAGUUUUUUUUUUAAAUUCUAUUUAUGAGAUGAUAAUUAUGUCCAAAUUUUAAUAAAGAGCGCCUUUAAUUCGGCAUAAUCGAAAUCCCAAUAAACAAAAAUCUCUUUCCGAAAUAUACGAUGAGUUUAAACUGAACGUAAAAAACAUGAAUUGAAUGGUUUUCAUCCCUUUCUUUUUAAUGGCAUUGCAAAUUAAUUUUGUAAAAGAGUAGAGAAUAUCCAGGAAUAAGAGCUUUUGUUCCUUUGUGGAUUGGGUCUCUACAGGAUAUAAAAAACUUCCGAGACGCUUGAAUAAACUGGUAGAGGAAAGUCUCCUAAUACAGGGUACUUUUUUUAAAAACACUGUUAUAAAAAAACGAAGUUAAUUUUAAACACUACUUCCAUAUUUUACGAUUAAUUUUACACUGUUUAAGGAUUUGAUAAAAGGAAAGAUGUUAAAAAUUAAAUGCAGAAGAAAACAUGCAACAUUAAAAAAAAUUGCACCACCCCAUAUUAGGAGCCAUGGUAUCCUAAUAUGGGGUACACCAAGUUCGUAAUAUGGGGUACCUAAUUUAAUAUGUAGAAACUAAAAAUAACCAAAAUAUGUACUAAAAAAAUAAUACGUAUUAUUUAUUAAAGUAAAUACCUAAAAGUUACAUGCAACCAAAAAGACAUUCCUCGCCUCUGACAUCUUCAGAAAAUGGACUUUCGCAAAACAUACAAAUAGCAUCAUGCUCAAAGUUUUCUACCUCGUCAUCUGAAUCUUGAUAUUCCGGUUCAGGAGCCGAGUCUGAAGAAGAAGAACAGCAGGAUACUGAUUUGCCAUGUUUUGUUUAGCCACUGACAAUUUAUUUUUUUUUCUGUUGGAAAGAUUUAAUUUUUUCUGUUGGUUUGGUUUUAAAUAACCAAUUUUUCUUUUAGUGCCCGAAGUUGAAGGUAAUUUUUUUUUUCCAUGCUGCUUUCCAAUUCUUCUUUGUAGGGCGUGCUAGUUAUAACCGCAGCUUUACCACUUCUUGUACUCGUUUUUUUAAUAAUAUCUUUAGAAAUAGUUGGAACAGGCAUUAAAUUUGUAGGAGUAACUUGUUUCAAAGCAAUAAUCUGUCUCUCUGGGGUAAUCCGUCUCUCAGGGCUUUUUUCUUUUGGCUCGUUGUUAUCUAAUACAUCCUCUAUUGUUUCUAUUUCUAUAUUUUCUUCCUGAACUGUUUCUGCUUCUACUAGUUCUUCACCAGACAUAUCCUGCACUUCUGCCACAAAGUCAUGUUCUUUAAAUAUGUUUCUGUCAGGAGGCAACAUUCCAGUUUUUCUAAAGCCGUUGAUGGCCGCGUCCAUGGUGGCCGCUUUUAUGUAGGCUUUCCCAAAAAGCUCUCCUAUCUGAUAGCCUGUUACUACACGUCCGGGAUUCAACCUUAGCCAGUUUGUAAUUUCCUGUGUGUAGUACGUUUUAAACCGAGACAUAAAAGCAACGUCCAAUGGUUGCAUCCGAUGAGUUGAAUGUGGUGGAAGGCAUAUUAUGUGAACAUAAAUUUCUCGCGCCAUGACCUCCAAAUUUUUUGUGUGGGAAUAAUGGCCGUCAAGUAUUAAAACCACUGGAUCAUCAGAGCUAGGCUCUGCCAGGUUAAUAAAAUGGCGAAGCCAUUCCACAAAUAUUUCUUGUUGGAUCCAGCCAGAUAAAUGGCACGCAUAUUUUGAUCCUGGAGGAGUGCCAUUCAUAAGCUCCAUUUUCAUGUUUUUUCGUGGGAAAAUUAUAAAGGGCGGUAUGUAUACUCCUGUUGCACUAAAACACAUAACUGUGGUUAACAAACCCACGCUCAGCGGAGGUUAUAGCACCGAUUUGUUUUUUUCCUUUUUUUCUCACGACUUUAACGUGCUUGUGUUGCACUAUGGUGAGGCCAGUUUCAUCGCAGUUAAAAAUUCUGACUGGAUUAUGAUAUAUUUUUCAAGAAGUGGCUCAUACAAAUCAAAAAAUGCUGCAACAUUUUCUCUAGUGAAGGAUUUAAUUCGUGCAUAUGAUAUUCCUUGAGGAGUUCGUAACGAUAAUUCUUUGUGUCUUGGCAGAAAGCUGGCAAACCAUUUCUUCCCAGCAGAUUCUUUGGCUACGCUAAAUGGAUUUGUUAUAUUAUUAGCUUUGCAUAAGCUAUAUGCCAAUCUGCAUACAUCUUUUUUGUGUAAUACCAAAAAAAUUUCUUUCCAUUUCUAAGCAGUGCUUUGCGAGCAGCGAUUCCAUUUCUUGUGAAAAGACAAUUUUGCGUCCCAGAGAAAAAUUCACAAUAUCUUCAGGAUUGACUUCCAUUUUUACGUACCUUUCCAAGGUUGUUUGGGGCACAUCGUGGGUUCUCGCACUCUUUUUGUAAUAAUUUGCUGCUUGUCCCAAACUUUCCUUUUUUUAGGCAUCUAAAAUAAAAUAUUUGGUAUUAAUCAAAAAGUAAAUAAUUAUCUCCUAAUGUGGGGUACCCCAAAUUAGGAAUUGAUAGGUACCCCAUAUUAGGAGCAAAUUAGAUUUUUGGAAGGGGCGAUUUUUUACAAAAAUUAAGAUUUUUUUUUAAAAAUCAUAUUCAUUUUCAUAAACUACGCAAAAUGUGAUAAAUAAUAGUAUUAUUAAAAGUUUGAAAACUUACCUUUAAGUCGCUUAAAAUAUCCAAAUCUACAACCGGCAAAAAAACUUUAUUUUUCAAACAAACUUUUUUUAACCUUAAACGUCAAAAGAAACUACGUCUUUGCUUCAAGAAGGGAAUAAGCGCUUCUGGCGCAUCUUCGUGGUUGGUACGUAAUGACGUAAUGCAGAUAAUAGAUGUCGCAACUAGUUCUAGCUCAAAAUUGAACUACAAGUUGAAAAGUUACGUAAAAAAGUACUGAAAAUUAUUUCUAUAAUAGGGAUGGAGAAUAAUAAUAAUAUAAUAGAAAACUUGUUUUUCUUUACUCUUUAUUAGGGUGGAGCAUUACAAUAUGAGAAAAUACAAUUUUUCGAUUUGAAAAUAAUGUAAUAGUGCGGAAAAGUUGCAUUUUUUUAUAAUUUUUGGGUUCCAUUAUAAUUUUAACAGCGCGUUUCACAAAUCGCGCGUAACAUCGAAGGCGUAAACAAAACAGCUCACCUUCUACACCAGCUUGCUAUCCUAUAUUGAUGAGAUCAAUAUAGGAUGAAACAUUUAAAUUUCUUGUAAAUAAUUCAAACACACAAAGUGGAAGACUCUGGCAUUUUAUCACUAGCUAGUUCUCGUAUAAGAUUUUGUAUAUCUGUUAUCAUUGCCAGAAGAAGAUUUUCUGAGUGGGCAAAGUAACUGUGUGUCGCUUCUUAAAUUAUAAGUGACACAUACAAACAAAUAUUAAUAGUAAAAAUUAAGUUAAAUAUUAUUGUUAACUAUAAAUUAUUUCAAUUUAAAAUUUACUUAUCUUAUCAAGCAUCUAACUAUUAUCGAAAAUUAUUGAAAUCUUUCGAAUUUUUUCAUAUUAAAACGUACAAAUGAUUGGAAAAUGUUCUCCAUUCUGUUGUCUUUAAAACAAGAUACAACACUUCAGCAUUUAUUAACCUAAACGUUUAAUUUUUUCAGAAAUAUUCGAGAGCAGCCUCUUUAAAAAAUUGUGUGCUUUAUUUUCUCGUUUUGAUAAAAAAACAAUAAUUACCAUUAAAAAAGAAUUUUUAUUUCCCAACUUAUAAUAAAAUAAAUAGCAUUCUUACUGUUAAAUCGAAAAACUUGUAAAACAAAUCAUAUAAUGUGAGUUAACUUAUUCAUUUUCAAAAUGGCUACAUCCGUUCCUUAUACAAGUACGAGGCCGUUUUCUUAUUUCUGUCUUCGAUUCGAUUAGGAAACUUAUAAACUGACGAAAUAUAUCAGAUCCGUUUUGUAUCCUCCCAAUUAGUUCUUGGCACGUAUUUACUUGCGUUGCAUAUACGAUUUCUUUGAGUUCUCCCCAUACGUAAAAAUCUAACGGUGUUAAAUCAGGACUUCUGGCAGGCAACAGUAUUGGCUCAGCCCUUUCAAUCCACCUGUUUGUAAAUAUUUGGUCUAAAAAUCCCCUUAUUCUUAGACGACUUUAGACUUUCUUUCCUUCUCUAAGAAAGUUUGAUUCAUCGGUCCAUAAAGUUUUGUUAAAAAUAGCAUCAUUAAUGUCCGCAUUCAAAAUUAUUCUACAGAAUUCAACUCUGCGCACCGGAUCCCCCACAUCCAGACCUUGCAAAGAAUGUGUGGUGGAACGUCGAAGACCAUUUUGCUGAACCACUGACCAAACUUCACACUGUGAUACACCCACCUGUUUUCUUGUACUUGGAUCGUAUUCAACUAGUCUUAAAAUUUUACCAUCAAUAUUGGCAUUUGCAAGAGGUGCUCCUACACGUUCCAUUUGCUGAACGCUGCCAAAUUCAGAGAUGCGGCGGAAGGUUGUACCAAACACGCUUACAUGCGGAUGCGUAUAUUUGGAAAGCAUCGUACAUAUCGAUGGUCAAGCUCACAAAUGUUGUAAGUGCAAAAUUGAAAUUUUCGAGAAUUAAAAAAAUUAAAUUUAUGGUUUUAUAAGAUUAAAUUUAGAGCUUAUUUGUACAUAUUGGCCUGUAAUUUUUUUUAAACGAUAAGUGUCCUUUCCAGUAUUGUUAAAAAUGUUAGUUUCAUAAAUAUUCAAUAAGGGAAUUUUGUAAAAAAAAAUAAUUUUUAUUCACUUAACUCAUUUGUACAAACUGAAUAUGUUACUUAAUACAUUUGUUACAAAAACAAAUACAACUGUACAUUAUAGUAAAUGGGCAUUGAUAAACAUAAAUACUACCAAAUCCAAAAAAAUAAUAAUAUUGAGCAACUAGUAAUAAUAUUAGUAACAUAAAAAAAACAUAAAUUAAUCUGUGUCUGAGUCUGAUGGAACGGUAUGGAUUGCUAAUUUUGCGGUAUGGUUUGUUGAAGGGAUGUUCUGAAUAAAAUCAGUAUAGUCUUCUGGAAUAAUUUUUUUGCCAAGCAGAUAAAGAAGAUCUUUCUUUUUCUUUUCUGAUACUGCAAGUCGUGAUUUGUAUUUGCUUUUUAGUUCAGAAGAAUUCAAAUCAGUUUUUUGACCUGAGCGCCUUCUGUUAACUGUAAUAUCGAGUUCAAAAAAAAAUCAGAACAUAGGUCAUAUUUAUAUUGUAUAAUAAAGGAUUUGCUCUUUUCCAAGCGUAUCCAUUUUAUACGCAUCCACGAAACUUUCUCUCCGUUAGUGUUUACGGAAGUGUUAAUAAUAACACCGUUAGUUAGUUGUUGCAAAUCAAAAAAAUCUGAAUAUUUCAGAUUUUCGACUUAGUAGGGUUUUGGUUUUAAUCUAGCAGUAGAUAUUAGUAGACACCAUUCUCAUGUAUUAUAAAUUUUUUUGUGAGCUCUCGCUCGUUCGAUUGUGGAGUGCAUGGAAUCUGCUUUCAGAUAAAAAUAACCAGAUUCCAUAAAUUUAAGGUCUAUUAUUUUAAGAUGAUCAAUUUUAUGAACUGCGUAAAGCAUCGCUGUAUUCACAAACUUGUUGCGAUUCUGACCACCAGCAGUAUCUGAAAAAGAUGAUAAGUGCUCAACCGUAUUAGGCAAGCUUUGUAUGUACUUUAGAAGGCAUGUACCUAUUUCUGAGCUUCCUUUACUACCAUGGGUUAACACAACAAUAACCAUCACGUGUCGAACUGUCAUAAAUCGUAAAAUUAUAUGCAUUUAAGUGUUGUUUAUAAUAUAUCUGACAAUCACCAGAAUAGGGAAAAGGCAAAAUAGCCUGAAGGUCAAAAGUAAUAGCUCUAAAGGUAACACCUUUUUGUGAAACAGCUUUUUAUUUAUCUUGCUCUUUCAUGUCCAUGGUGCUUUUUCUCGUUUUUUUAUGAUUCUCGUAAUCUUGUCUAACUGGAUCUUUGUCUUUUGCAGCCAAAAAUGCAUUACAAACUGAGCACUGGUCUUUUUUUGGUUUAUAAAAAGCCAGGGCAGGGUCGAAGGAGCGAAAUAUUUUUUCAUAGACAAACUGAGAAAUACGUUUUAAAUUUUAAGUUGCACACCAGUCUUUAUAAAAUCGAUACAUUGCCGAAAUGUUAAGUUCAGGAGAUAGAUAUUGCUUAGAGGAAUCCCUCCUGCAAUAUUGCGACUCAAUUCUCGGAAAGGAAUUGAUAUGGUCUUUUACAUGUUGUUUGUCUUGAUCAGAAGUAACAUUGUGUGCUUUUGAAUCCUCCCUUCUAUCAUAACCAACGUAAAGGCCAGUUUCACUAAUUGAUUCUGCACAUUUCUCUACACUUCGAUGUGAUAUAGCAAAUGUAGCGCAAAAAAAUUUUAAACACACACGAUAUCUUUUUUCUGCUCGUUUGAAAUAGUAAAUUCUAGAGGUUUUCCGGUUUUUUUUUUAAAGUGUUAUUUUUCCAUUAAAGAACUCAAAUGCAUUUUUUGUCGCUUAUAAUUGGCUUAAAGUUAUAAUACUCUUUGCACAUUAAUUCUCUUUCGUUUUCCGAAAAAAUUGUGCUACAUCUGUACCGACACUUGGAGCAAUCAACAGUUUUCGGUCUUUUUUCUGCAAUUUCUUUUCCAGCACGGUUUACUUUUUUUUUCACUAAGCCUUAGGUCUUUAAUAACAGAUCAUUUCCAAAGAGCCUUGUUUGCCUUUUGACGUCUUCGUUUUUUUGGAAUAACAUCCUGAUGGUUUUCAGCCUCUGUUUCAGCAUCAGUUAUAUCAUGUUCUGAUGACGAUGGUUGAUAAGAGCUUCCAGAACAAACAAAAGGAUCAGAUUCAUCAGAAUCAGUAGCACUUUGUGCAGUAUCAACCUGAUAAACGUUGCUGUCAAUAUCCAUUCUAGGCUCUUCAUCUAAAACAAAAAAAGCCAGCCAUAACAUACGACAUACUCAAGAAACUUUGAGACAAUUUUCUAAGCUAUUUUUACAUAAUUUUUUACCUUCAUUGGACUGCUCUUGGCCCUGAGGGCUCUUUAUUAGGAGGGUCAAUAUUAAUAUGUAAAUCCAUAUUAUCUAAAAAUACCAGGAAAUUUAAAAACAAAUAUAAAUGCACUAAAAAAAAUUGACCAUAAUUUUAAGACCAAAAGGUUAUUUCUGAUUAGGUACAAUACUUAAAUGUUUUAUUACCUAUAGACGAUGGAUAAAGGUACAUAACUCUGGUUAAACUAUAAUUUAAGAGUUAAGUAAAAAAAUUGUCCUCAAUUUAUUCUUUUCUGGAGUAUGAAGUUCUGGAGAAUUUACUGGCGAGAAGAGAAUAUACAAAAUUUUGAUUAAAAAAAAACCUUGAAUCCAUGUAUUGCUUAAUAUUACAUACAAUUAUUAUUGAAAUUAAAUGUUGAAAAAUAUUAUAAUUUAUAGAUCAAUACUUACCACUUCGCCUCUGAACUUGUUUCAAAGCCUCAAAUAUUUUUUUAGUACGCGAACCCAUUUCAUGUUAUUAUUACUAUGAUGACAAUGUACAAAUAUAAUAUCAUAAACUGCGAUUUACUUUGUAUUCUAAUAUUAUAAUCAUAAACACCAAAAGUAGCACACGCCUUGCCGGUAUAAUAAAAACAAAAAACUAAGCUCAAAAUUAGUUUCACAAAUAUAAAACACAAAUGCGCUAAAUGCGCACUAAACACAUUUGCCAUGCUUUAAUAAAAAGUACAAAGGUGAUAUGUGCAUUUGUCACAUAUGUAUUGCAGAAAUCUGCGCGUUAAAAGUACCUGCCACAUAUGUGAGAUGGCGCUAGUAGGCUAAAUACCUAUUUUUGACUUACCACCUUUGUGCAUAUAAGAUUUAACAAAAUUUUAAUAGGUUUGGUAGAAAUAUUUAAUUUUUUUUAAAAAUUGCACUUACAACAUUUGUGCGCUUGACCAUCGAUAUUCACGUUGAGCUUCAGCUGCAUUCCCAUUGCAAAAACCAGAAAUAAAUAAAAUAUCAGCAUAUUCACCAUUAGUAAACGUUGCUAUUUUGAACACCGCAACAAAAAUUCAAAUCGAAACUUGACGAUUGAGAUAAAACUAAAUUUUAUUAUUGUUAGUAAUUCACAAAAAAAGAAGGGCUCAUGGCAUAUUGAUAAAUACCCACAUUUGAAGAAAGUCUGGUGUAAGAUAAAUAAAAGUUUUUCGGAAGUCGAAUGUCGGAAUAAUAUGGGGUGAAAAGGUGGCACUAUCUCACUUCAAAAAUUUACAUUAUAACCUCAAAAUUGUUAUAAUUCAUAAACUUUAGUAAACAUCCAAUCGUUAUCAAUAAAAUAAUUAGGUAAUCGAAAUUACUCACCUGAAUGUUUUUAUUUGUACCACAAACUUGUCACCAGCAAGAAUACAGACUUUCGGAAAACGAGAAAACACGAUUGAUCAACGUUGAUCUAAUAGCGGCUAUGCGCAUAUCGAGCGUAAAAAAUUCAAAUACCUAUAGACAAGACAGCGGCGCAUUUUCACUCCGUUCUAGAGUAUAUUAGUCCAACUAUUAAACUAAAAAACCUAUUUAUUACCUGGUGAUUAAUUGUUAAAAAUAAUACUUUUUUUAUUCGUGUUUAGAUCGGCCUUUAAACCACUCUCACCCUUAAAAAAUUAUGUAUCAUGACAGUAUUUUUUUCGUAUUUUAAUGUAUUAACUAUUCAGAUCCCAAAGAAGGCUUUUAGCUCUAGGCAACAUUGGUUGAUAGUGGGACAAUUUUAGAAAUAUUUAUAUAACAAACUUUGUAUUUAUUCAUCACUGCCUUAUUGGCUACUUAGUUAUGUCGUAUGUCUCACAAGCGGCCAGUCGAUGCUUAGAAUAUGAUGGAAACGUCGACCCUCAGCGUUUAAGUUGUGUGAAAUUUUCACUUUUUUAAACGAGUAUUACGCUGAUAUCGUAUUUUAAGAAUUAACCUUGUUGAUUGUUGAUGAUUAUAAAAGCUAAGUUGUUUUUUGUUUGUUUUUUAAAUCCUUUUAACAAGAAAACGAAUAAGUAGGGGUGCCAUACAAUUUUAUAUAUACAAAGGACUAUGAAUGGGCCCUAAAUGUAGGGGGUUAGCAUAAAAAAUAGGCCGUUGGCACGUGUUUUAUUUAUGGCCCCAGUCGCGUUAUAAAAUACAAUCCUGGCAAACUUGAAAAUAAUAUAAUGGGUUGUAUUUUAUAAUUUGUUACUUGGUACACUACACUUAAUGAUAAGCUUUACUAGUCAACAGAAGUAUGUUUUAAAUGUUAAGUAUUUCGUAUUAUAUGAGGUUAUAUUUAAAAGUAUUGCUUUUUGUUUUUUUUUAUGAAUAAAUUUAUUUUUCCUGUA
Molecule: messenger RNA, 14227 nt
Organism: Anthonomus grandis grandis
Lineage: Eukaryota; Metazoa; Arthropoda; Insecta; Coleoptera; Curculionidae
Gene: ATP8B
Product: probable phospholipid-transporting ATPase IM
Exons: 20
Coding region: 781-4620 (1279 amino acids)
Biological process (GO): Golgi organization; phospholipid translocation
Cellular component (GO): plasma membrane
Molecular function (GO): magnesium ion binding; ATP hydrolysis activity; ATP binding
Source: RefSeq, a predicted model, not a curated record